This is a messenger RNA of Propithecus coquereli (Coquerel's sifaka), 528 nucleotides long. It is a transcript of the gene RPA3, whose product is annotated as replication protein A3, 14kDa. NCBI's taxonomy places the organism in Eukaryota, Metazoa, Chordata, Mammalia, Primates, Indriidae. The transcript is spliced from 3 exons. Bases 80 to 454 code for a protein of 124 amino acids. The record is from RefSeq and is a predicted model, not a curated record. Gene Ontology annotation, molecular function: single-stranded DNA binding; damaged DNA binding. Gene Ontology annotation, cellular component: DNA replication factor A complex; site of double-strand break; nucleus. Gene Ontology annotation, biological process: DNA replication; base-excision repair; mismatch repair.
UGCCCCAUAGACGCCCGCGGGGCUCGCAGUUUCAGUCCUCCGUCUGUUUCCCGCCUGCCGGGGUUUUGGUUCCGCAAUCAUGGUGGACGUAAUGGAGUUGCCCAAGUCGCGUAUCAACGCCAGCAUGCUAGCUCAGUUCAUCGACCAGCCCGUCUGCUUCGUAGGGAAGCUGGAAAAGGUGUGCGGGCUCUCUGUGCUGGGUUCCCGGUCCGUAGCCGGAGGGAGGGACCUGGGAACCGCCGAGGUGGCAGACUCAGAGUGGCUUGAUGAAGAAAUCUCUGGAAUUGUGGAAGUAGUUGGAAGAGUAACAGCCAAAGCAACAAUCAUGUGUGCAUCUUAUGUCCAGUUUAGAGAAGAUAACCAUCCUUUUGAUCUUGGACUUUACAAUGAAGCUGUGAAAAUUAUCCAUGAGUUCCCUCAGUUUUUUCCUUUAGGGGUUGUGCAAUAUGAUUGAUCUUGUGAAUUUUCUUAUGAUUGCAAAUGAGCUACAUCGAAGACUAUAGGGAGGCCUCUCUUAUUUGAGGGAGA